AUGACUACAGUCAAGCAGCAAGGCUCGCACACCCUUUAUGUGAACAAUUUAAGCGAGAAGAUAUCCAAGCAAGAGUUACGAAUGGCGCUUUAUUCAGUGUUCUCCUCGUUCGGGAAGAUUCUUGAUAUCGUGGCCGCCAGAACUUACCGACUUAGAGGACAAGCCUGGAUAGUUUACGACACCAUGGAUGAAGCUCAGAGAGCCUUUGAAGGCCUACAGAACUUUCCAUUUUACGAUAAACCAUUGAAAAUUGCGUUUGCAAACCUGUCGUCAGACGUUAUUCUUCGGCGUGAAGGAGAACAAAUCAGCAGAGUUGCGUCCGCCCGGGUAGUAAGAAGGGCAGAGAAUCAAGAACGUGAGCGUAUGCGACGUACGAUGAUGGCAGGUGUUCUGUUAUCACACGAAGAAGGGGCCGACUGCGACGUCUCAGCUAGCAAGGAAAGAAAAUGUAUCCUAGUUCAGGGACUUCCCGCUGCGACAACAACUCACAUGCUGACACUCCUUUUCCAGCAAUUUCUGGGCUUCAAAAGCGCAAACAUGUCUGCGAAAGAGAUAGGGAUAGGACAAGUAGAGUUCGACACACCCGCUCAGGCUUCGGCGGCUCUGAAUGGCUUACAAGGAUUCCGACUAAAUGCGGCGCACUCGAUUGUUUUGUCAUUUUUGUGA
Molecule: messenger RNA, 666 nt
Organism: Ostreococcus tauri
Lineage: Eukaryota; Viridiplantae; Chlorophyta; Mamiellophyceae; Mamiellales; Bathycoccaceae
Product: Nucleotide-binding, alpha-beta plait
Exons: 4
Coding region: 1-666 (221 amino acids)
Biological process (GO): mRNA splicing, via spliceosome
Cellular component (GO): U1 snRNP
Molecular function (GO): U1 snRNA binding
Source: RefSeq, a predicted model, not a curated record